AUGGCAAACGGCGUCGUUCUUCUCCUUCUCUUCCAUCUUCUCGUGAAGAGUUCGAUUGCAUCUGUUGCGGAAGGAAGAUCGAUAUAUUUGGUUUUAAUGGAAGGAGAAGCAGUAGCAUUUCAUGGAAGAAAAUUCGAUCCCAACAGCUCUUCCAUGGAUCAUGCAAAAAAGUUGGUCGAUUCUCAUGAUCAAGUUCUUCAAAGAACUCUAGAUAGGGGAAGCUAUAACAAGUUAUACAGCUUCAAACAUGUUCUUAAUGGCUUUGCUGUACACACAACACCAUCCCAGGCUAAGAAACUACAGCAUUCUCCGGGAGUGAAGCUGGUUGAAGGAGAUAGAAGAACCAGAGUGAUGACUACUUACAGUCCUCAGUUCUUAGGGUUACCGGAAACCGUGUGGACUCAAGAAGGCGGCGACCGAAAUGCAGGAGACGGGAUCGUGAUCGGUUUCGUCGACACGGGGAUUAACCCUUUUCACCCAAGCUUUGCUUAUGACAUACUCAAUCCUUUAACGUCCAAUAUCUCUCAUUUCUCUGGUGCAUGUGAGGUUGGUCCUCAAUUCCCGUCGUUUUCGUGCAAUGGUAAGAUUGUUUCCGCCAGGUUUUUCAUAGCCGGAGCUCAAGCGCUCACUCCGCUUAAUGCUACGAUCGAUAUUCCUUCACCGGCGGAUGCAGUAGGCCAUGGAAGCCACGUAGCAUCGACUGCAGCCGGAAGCCGGGUCCCUGUGGUGGUUAACAGCUUCUAUUAUGGACGAGCCAGUGGGAUGGCACCACGAGCAAGAGUUGCUGUUUAUAAGGCUGUCUACCCUACAGUAGGAACACUUGCGGAUGUAGUUGCAGCCAUUGAUCAAGCAGUAGCAGAUGGAGUGGAUAUCUUGAAUUUGUCGAUCGGACCAGAUGAACCACCACAAGAUUCAGUCACAUUCUUGAGCAUUUUCGACAUAGCCAUGUUAUUCGCACGAAGAGCUGGUUUUGUGGUACAGGCUGCUGGAAAUUCAGGCCCUGGUCCUUCGAUGGUAUUGUCUUACAGCCCUUGGAGUGUCGGUGCAGCCGCUUCCAGGACAGACCGACGAUACAUUGAUUCUCUUCUCCUUGGAAAUGGACUAAAUAUUUCUGGUGUGGGGUUAUCAGGUAAUGCCUACUUGGACCACAACUCCAACUUUGGAAAUGGAACAUUACUGUAUAAGCUAGUGCUGGCUAAGGAUGCUAUCAGUUUAAGUGGGACAUUCCCUAGGACUCCGCCGUAUGUCGAGGAGUGCCAAUAUCCGGAAGCUUUUGACCCUAACAUAGUGAGGGGUAGUAUUGUUAUAUGCACUUUUUCAGCUGGUUUCUAUAACGAUACAUCCACGUUAACCGCCGUCAUCGACACCGCGACAGUUCUCGGAUUCAUGGGAUUCAUUCUUGUUGCGAAUCCGAGUUAUGGCGAUUUCAUCGGCCAACCGAUUCCUUAUUCUGUUUCUGGCACUUUGAUCACAAAAGUUGCAGAUGCAAAGAUUCUAUCUCAAUAUUAUGAACAGCAAACAUUAAGGGAUGCAAGGGGCUUUGUGACACAGUUCAAUGCACGAGCUGCGAUACGAGACGGUAGAUUUGCUUCGUUUGGUGGCCAAGCACCCAUUGUUAGCAGAUUCUCAGCAAGGGGACCCGAUUUUAUCGACAUUGACCGGAACCCUGCCGAUGUACUUAAACCUGAUAUUCUCGCCCCGGGCCAUGAAAUUUGGGCAGCCUGGAGCCCCUUGAGUGCCCUCGACCCGAUUCUAACUGGCUAUAAUUUCGCUCUGAUAUCCGGUUCAAGCAUGGCUGCACCUCAUAUUGCCGGAAUUGCAGCACUAAUUAAGCAAAAGCAUCCUUUGACGCCAUCGAUGAUCGUAUCUGCAAUGUCAACCACGGCCACCAAGUUUGAUAACAAUGGUCGGGUUAUAAUGGCAGAAGGAUUUGAAGUUCGAAGCUCGUAUGCCGGUAAUAAUUUUGAUUUCGGCGCCGGCUUUGUUAAUCCAAGACGUGCCAUGGAUCCAGGCUUGGUCUUAUCAUCAGUUCUUCAUAAUGCUAUCAUGAAGCAGACUUUGAAGACUAUCAGGUUUUUGUGUUCAAUGCCGAACAUUGAUCGCUUUGCAAUCAGAGUUGCCACUGGAGCAUGGUGCAGUCAGUCGCUUGGCCACCCGGCUAACUUGAACAUACCGUCGGUGACGAUAUCUGCACUAAGAAGAUCGCUGACAGUGAGACGGAGUUUCAAGAACGUGGCGAUGAAACCGGAGACUUAUGUAGGCUUAGCAAUACCGCCAAACGGGACAACAAUUACCUUACAUCCACCUUGGUUUACUAUAGCCCCAGAUGGAACCCAAGAUUUGGACAUAGAAAUAACUGCGACUCAAUCGACCAACGUGUUCAGCUUCGGGGAAAUUAUUUUAACAGGAAGUUUGAAUCAUAUCGUGAGAAUGCCGGUAUAAAUUAGGUCG
Molecule: messenger RNA, 2451 nt
Organism: Hibiscus syriacus
Lineage: Eukaryota; Viridiplantae; Streptophyta; Magnoliopsida; Malvales; Malvaceae
Product: subtilisin-like protease SBT2.4
Biological process (GO): proteolysis
Molecular function (GO): serine-type endopeptidase activity
Source: RefSeq, a predicted model, not a curated record